CGGCGGCGGCGGUGGCGGGGCCGUGGUGGCGGCGGCGGCGAGGGGCCCCCGGGGGGCAUGACCGAGGCGCAGCGCCCCUCCAAUGGCUCCGGAGCCCCCCGAGCCGCGCCUGAGGGGCCCGCGGGGCCUCCGCACGCCGGAGAAGGAGGAGGAAGAAGAGGCGGGCAAGGCGGCCCAGGCCAGGGGCCCGCUCUCCAGGGCUGCCAUGCUGCUCGGGCUCCUCUUCGUCCUCUGCCACCGCGUCCAAGGUACUGAGCAACAGCCAAUAACGGUUGCACCUUCUUCAGAGUCUUUUACUAACUGGAGAGCUAUAUUAUCACCAACAUGGCCUUCUAGAGAACUUGAGUCUUCCUCAGUGGGUGACAUUUCAAUGCGGCAAGCCUUGGAGAAUGCCAAUCUGCUUCAGAUUAUAAAAAGUACAUUAGCAGGGACACGGACCAGAACUAUGGACCAAACUAGGCCUUUGCCAAGUCUGUAUCAAGGCAGCGGCAACAGUGCAUCCCAGGAGCCUUCUGAAGUAUCUGCUGAAUCGCCAGUGAAGUCCCAAGAUGCUGAUGAAAUGACUAUUGUAUCAGUGUUACCGUCUGUGUCUCCUGGUGUAAUACCAUCUGUAGCAACUUCAGAAGCAACACCAGUUACAGCUCCAACAUCACCAAUGCUGACUUCAUCUUUGUUCUCACUGAGCACUGAAAAUUCGCCAUCUGUGAUGGCAUUAAGCACGUUAAUAUCAACACUAGCAAAAAAUAACACUGCUACAAAAAUGGCAUUGACUUUAAGCCCAAUAGUGACACAUUCGACCUUUCCCGUUGUAUCAAGGGACGGCUCUACAACACCUGUGCAUACCACUAGUUUAUCUCUAAUUCCCAAAUCUAGUACAAUUUCAGCUCCCACCACACAUACACCAAGACAAAUUGAAACAACAGUACUUGACACCAGGAAAUCCACAAGCCCAGACCUCACUAUAACAUCAACUGCAUAUCCACUGACAAUUACAGCAGCUUUGACAUCUAUUACAGCAUCAGCGAAAACAACUAGACUUCUCCCUACACCUGCUGAAAAUACUUCUGCAGCUACUCCUACUACACCAGUGCCAACUGCAGCUCUUGUUAAUGCGACAGCAAUUCUUCCUUUGGAAUGCCAGCUCUCCAGAAACCUCCUUGUUAAGACAGUUUUGUUUCUGAAUACAAGAAGACUGCUGCUAAAUGACUCCUUAAAACAGAAUGUCACAAGAGGUCUCACCCAGGCAUUGCGGCAAGCUUUCAACCAAAAUGUCAAUGCUCAAAUUGAAAUUCUGGAACAAUCAAACAAUGUGACAGUUGGUUACUAUGUAACUCAAGAGAAACUAGUUUUCAUACCUGCUGUGGUUAUAGAAAUGCUAAUUGCUUAUGGUGUUAGUAAUGCCACUUUGGAUAUUAAGCAGCACGUGCCAAAUCUUCAUUCUGUUGCUGUCUUAGCCUUGCCCUGGAGGCCACUGCCAGCUUACCAUUUUCAGCUGAAAACAGAAUUGCAAUUUAUGGGUCAGUCAGACAACAUACACUCAUGCAGAUUUGUUCAGACCAUGGAACAAAGAUUGCAGAAGGCAUUUCAGGAUGCGGAGAGAAAAGUCUGGAACACCAGUAGCAAGUUAACUGUUCAGAUCUUGAACACAUCAAAUGUUUCUCAAGCUGUCACUCUCUUUUAUGUAGUGAAAAAUGAAAGCACAGUCUUAAAUGGCACUGAAUCAAGCAACCUUCUUAAUCAUCUUUCUGCAGAACUGGUGGGUUUUUAUCUCACUUACCCACCUCUGACUAUUGCGGAAGCUUUGGAAUAUCCAAAUCUGGAUACUUCAGAUGCAACUAAGGACUACUGGGUAACUACAGUUAUACAGGGCAUUGAUAUCACACUGCUGGGGGUGAAUAACCAGAGUUUUGCGAGACUGAUGGAGCAACGUUUAGCACCGCUGUUCAUGAUGUCCCAUCAGCAAGGAAGACGAUUUAAACGGGCUACUACAGUUGGGAGCUACACUGUGCAGAUGGUGAAAAUGCAGCGAAUUCCAGGUCCCAAGGACCCUGCGGAAUUGACUUAUUAUACAUUAUACAAUGGGAAACCUCUGCUGGGCACAACUGCUGCCAAACUUUUAAGCACCGUUGAUUCACAAAGGAUGGCGUUGACACUGGGAUAUGUUGUUCAAGUACAAGCUGAUCCUGUGGUGAAAAAUCCACCCAACAACCUAUGGAUCAUUGCAGCAGUGUUGGCUCCAAUAGCCGUUGUUACUGUCAUCAUCCUCAUCAUUACAGCUGUUCUGUGCCGGAAGAACAAAAAUGACUUCAAGGGGGACACAAUGAUGAACUUGCCCCAGAGAGCUAAACCUGUCCAGGGCUUUGACUAUGCCAAGCAACAUUUAGGUCAGCAGGGAGCUGAAGACGAGGUUUUACCUGUUACCCAGGAGACUGUAGUACUUCCACUUCCUGUCAGAGAUGCUCCCACAUCCCAGGAGAGGGAAAUUAUUCAGGAUGGAAGCAUGGCUAAAACUGCCAAGUCUAAUGAAACAAGAAAGAGCAGGUCGCCGAGCGAGAACGGUUCUGUCAUCAGCAACGAAUCAGGGAAGCCCAACUCAGGCAGAGGCUCUCCACAGAAAGUAAUGGCACAGCAGAAAGUGACAAAAGAGGAGGGAAGAAAAAGAAAUGUGCCCACUAGUGAUGAAGAGGAGGGAGUCAUGCUCUUUGAUAAUGUUGCAAAGUCUGCCAUUGAUCCCUUCGACACAUCAUCUGGAUCUGUACAACUGAUUGCCAUAAAGCCAGUAGCAUUGCCUUCUGUACAUCCAAUUUCAGACAGGAAUCAGGAAACUGCUGUCCUUAAUGGGGAGAUAAAUAAAGCGUUGAAACAGAAGUCGGAUAUAGAGCAUUAUCGCAAUAAACUGCGCCUGAAAGCCAAGCGGAAAGGCUAUUAUGAUUUCCCAGCAGUUGAUAACAAUAAAGGUUUGGCAGACAGAAAGAAGAUAUAUGAAAAAGCACAAAAUGAAAUAGAUCACAUUUUGGAUCCUGAUACAGAUGGGUCUUCUCCAUUUAUAGAGCCCAAAAACAGGCAACAAAUGAAGAACUCUGUAUACCGAAGCAGGCAAUCUUUGAACAGUCCUAGUCCAGGAGAAACUGAAAUGGAUCUUCUGGUCACAAGAGAGAGACAAAGGCGGGGUAUCCGCAAUAGUGGCUAUGAUACUGAACCUGAGAUGAUAGAAGAAACAAAUGUUGACCGUAUCAAUGAACCCCGGAAUUAUACCAGAGCCCAUCAAGCAAAAGGCCAUUCAGAGACAUCAACGUUAAGUUCUCAGCCAUCCAUUGAUGAAGUUAGACAACAGAUGCACAUGUUACUGGAAGAAGCCUUUAGUUUGGCCUCAGCUGGCCAUAAUGGACAGAGCAGGCAACAAGAUGCUUAUAAUUCUACACAAAAUUUGCCAUACUCUGAAGUUGUGACAAGCGCUCCUGGCACCAUGUCUCGGCCCCGAGGGGGAAUUCAGUGGGUACCCACAUAUAGACCAGAAGUGUAUCAGUACAGUUUACCAAGACCUGCAUAUAGGUUUUCUCCGCUCCCUGAAAUGGUGAUGGGUUCUCCACCUCCGCCUGUGCCUCCUAGAACAGGACCUGUUGCCGUCACCUCUCUUAGGAGGUCGACCUCCGAUAUUGGCAGCAAGACAAGAAUAUCAGAGUCCAGUGGGACUGAACAGAUACAGCCGCAUGAUCAUGCCCCUUUUGUCCCAGUAUCAAGAGCCCCAGUAUCUGUGGCUCCAUUGGAUCAAUCAGCUUUGAAUUACUCAGGAGGUACAGUUCCAGCAGUGUUUGCCAUCCCAGCAACAAACCGACCUGGGUUUACAGGCUAUUUCAUCCCAACACCACCAACUGCAUAUAGGAACCAGGGCUGGAUGUCCUAUGCUGGAGAAAACGAAUUACCAGGACAAUGGGCUGACUCGGUCCCCCUGCCUGGCUACAUAGAAGCUUAUUCGCGGCCCCGGUAUCAGCACAACUCUCCUGCUAGGAUCCCUCGACAUUACAGCCAACCGGGAAAUAUGCACCACAUUUCGGAACAAUUCUCACUGCCCACCACUGCUGCUUCUCAACAGAGCUUGACAGAAAGUGAUCCUUCCGAUACCCCGCUGGCCAACCUUUCCACUGCUGCUCUGGUGAAGGCAAUAAGAGAAGAAGUAGCUAAGCUCGCAAAGAAGCAAACAGACAUGUUUGAGUUUCAGGUGUGAUGGUUUCACAUGUUUAUAUCGAAAGCAGGCAUCUAGCUUUCAAAUAAGACUUGUGGUGGCUUUUGCCAAAGCAAAUCCAUAUUUUCCUA
This is a messenger RNA of Anolis sagrei ordinatus, 4314 nucleotides long. Its product is annotated as KIAA1549 like. NCBI's taxonomy places the organism in Eukaryota, Metazoa, Chordata, Lepidosauria, Squamata, Anolidae. The record is from RefSeq and is a predicted model, not a curated record.